Prorocentrum cordatum is the source of this 703-nucleotide messenger RNA. NCBI's taxonomy places the organism in Eukaryota, Dinophyceae, Prorocentrales, Prorocentraceae. The record is from the annotation of a GenBank genome assembly.
CAACCCCCGCGAGCGCCCGGGACCCCGGCGGGGGGGCGGAGGCAACGUGUCUUCCCUGGGCCUGGCUAGGGCAGGAAUGCGCGAAGCUUCGCCCCGCCUCGCUCGCGCGCGCGACUCGAGCCAGAACCGAAACCGAAGCCCAAGUGGCUUCCUGCUUACGGGGCUUUGUUGCACUCGGUCUCACCCCUCCAACCCCUUCGAUCCCUCUGCAGCGCCCUGCACGUGCAGCUGUGCCCCAUCCCCUUUGGCCCGGAGGUGCGGGAGGUGGCGCGAGGCGCUGGACAUGCUCAACCAGGUGCUCCUGGAAGACAACAUCACCGCGGACACUGUUUCGUACAGCGCCGCGAUCUCGGCGUGCGAGAAGGGGCGCAGCUGGCCCUGGGCGCUCGUGUGCCUCGGCGACAUGCGGCGGAGGGGCGUCGGGCGCGACGUGAUCGUGUUCGGUGCCGCGAUGAGCGCCUGCGAAAAGGGCAGCCAGUGGCACCUCGCACUGUCGCUGCUGGACCAGAUGAGACUAGAACGCGUCGACAGCAAUGUCGUUGCCUGCAGCGCCGCGGUCAGCGCGUGCGAGAAGGCGCAGGAGUGGUCCAGGGCGCUUGAGCUCUUCGAGGAGAGGCUGCUGUCGGGCUCCAAGCUGGACGUGAUCUUCUGCAGCGCGGGGAUCUCGGCGUGCGAGAAAGGCUGCCUGGGCUUGCACCUCUGC